Messenger RNA from Cladophialophora bantiana CBS 173.52, 945 nucleotides. RefSeq lists its product as uncharacterized. Bases 1 to 945 code for a protein of 314 amino acids. Gene Ontology annotation, biological process: calcium-mediated signaling. Lineage: Eukaryota; Fungi; Ascomycota; Eurotiomycetes; Chaetothyriales; Herpotrichiellaceae. The record is from RefSeq and is a predicted model, not a curated record. Gene Ontology annotation, molecular function: nucleic acid binding; calcium-dependent protein serine/threonine phosphatase regulator activity. Gene Ontology annotation, cellular component: cytoplasm; nucleus. The transcript has a single exon.
AUGGCGGACACCCUACGACAACCUCUUUCUCCUAUCCAAACACAGAUUCCUUCCUCAAGCUCUCCUCCGACUUCGACCGCCUCCUCCCCUCGACCGUCCUUGUCCGCCAAACGCUCCCGAUCGCCUCUCUCCCUCGAUCUCUCGUCCCUCCCGCCUCUUUCCCAACCAGCACCUCCAUCCAACACUCUCCUCAUUACCCGCCUUGAGGACCCCAAGAUCUUCCAUCCGGCAUCCCUGGCGACCAUCAGACAACAUAUCACGGAGAUCGCGCCCUUGAACUCGUUCUCCCCACUAAAGUCCAUGCACCGCAUCAUCUGCUCCUUCUACGAUGUCGACGCCGCCAUCGCAGUGCGACAGGUAUUUGACGGGUCCGCAGUGAUGGGAGACACUGUCGCAAAAUGCUACUUUGGUGAACCCACCCCGAUAGGAGACGAGAAGAAAUACCUCGACCGACCUGACGCGGGGCGGUUAUUCUUCAUCAGCCCUCCGCCAAGUCCCCCCGUGGGCUGGGAAAUGAGACAGGAGGAUCCCCCAAACAAACACGUACACGCCGAGGACCUGGCAACCAAGCUGGAGAAACUGAGCGGCAAGCUCACAUCCUCCUCUCCCCCCACCACCAACGCUGACGACUCGGCGUCUGAAGACGAGGCCAAAAUGCAAUACACGGCCGAGGGGCUCCAGAGACUGAAAGCCAGCAGAGCACGUGCCUUCUCUAAAGUGUCGGCAGAAAACUCCCCCACCACGGCAGACGCCUCGCCAAAGAAACAUCGGAGUCGAAGCUCGACUUUGAUCUACGACCCCAAGGCCCACGGAGACAGUCCGGCACUUCCGGCGGUUAUGUUGGAGGCCGAGGAUGAUUCGGAUGUGGAGCUCGAGCCGGAGGGGCCGACUAAGAAGAUAUUGGCAAGUACGGCACGGCCACCUGUGGAGUUGAUGGAGCAUUGA